UCGUGUUUUCUAACUAACUUUAUUCGUGUGACGAGCGCGCGCGCAUCUCCCGGGAAAGCGCACAGGAGAUUUCCGCAGGUUUUCACCGCGUCUAGUUGACAAAAUGACACUCAGAUAGAACGAACCGAAUGCGAGGAAGGUGGAUCAGAUCCGCGCAUUCUGAACGCUCAAAGGACACGGUUUGCUUAGUAUCGUAGUUUAAUGAGCACGCGACAGCGAUGACAGAACCUGAAUCCAAGUCAUGGAGCGCGUAACUGUGUUUCCGGAGCAGACGUCCAGUCAGCUCAAGGGUUUGUUUGGCAGAGAUGGGCUCAGUGACCUCAGCUUUCACCAAGUCUCGCAACACUCUGGUCAAAGUGGGUUUGGAGCCGCAGAAAGAGCCGGACGGGAAAGCGCGGAGUGGGUCUCGUGUGAUCGAAAAGCAAACUAGCAAACAACCGCUGGCUCGGAAAACAACCGGCAGCUGCAGAGCAAACACACCGCAAACCCCUACCUCUGCAACAGUGGCUAAUGAGGAUGGUGAGACCAACAGCAGGCCACUGGCGAGAUUUGCACGCUCAAAGUCUCAGAGUGCACUCUGGAACACGCUCACUGCUGGGACGGGCAAGAAGGAGAAGUUCAAAUUUCAGAGGGACAUUCCGGACGAUCCACGCAGAAUAGAAGAGAUCCUGGCGGAUGAGCUUCCCUCUACAGACGUCCCAGAAGCAACCGAGAAAACUGCCGUCAGAUUACGAUGCUUGGUAAAACAGCUGGAGAGGGGAGAGGUGUCUCUCGUAGACCUGAAGAAAAACCUGGAAUAUGCUGCGACUGUUUUGGAAUCAGUCUAUAUUGAGGAAACAAGGCGAUUGGUCGAUACCGAGGAUGAGCUCAGCGACAUCCAAUCAGAUUCUGUGCCGUCAGAGGUCCGUGAUUGGCUGGCCUCCACCUUCACGCGGCAGAUGGGGCUGAUGCUGCGACGGACGGAAGAGAAACCACGAUUUCGUAGCAUCGUACAUGCAGUGCAGGCUGGGAUAUUUGUGGAGAGAAUGUACCGGAGAACCUCUAACAUGGUGGGACUGAGUUACCCUCCGUCUGUCAUAGCUGUGCUUAAGAAUGUGGAUAGGUGGUCUUUCGAUGUGUUUGCUCUGAACGAGUCGAGUGGUGACCACGCUCUCAAAUUCAUCUUUUACGAGCUCCUCACUCGAUACGACCUCAUCAGCCGCUUCAAGAUCCCCGUCUCAGCACUCGUCUCGUUUGUGGAGGCUCUUGAAGUGGGUUACAACAAACAUAAAAACCCCUACCACAACCUGAUACACGCAGCCGACGUCACUCAGACCGUGCACUACCUGCUCCUCAAGACGGGGAUGGUGCACUGGCUGACGGAGUUGGAGAUCUUUGCGAUGCUUUUUGCUGCUGCCAUCCACGACUACGAACACACCGGGACCACAAAUAACUUCCACAUCCAGACCAGGUCGGACACAGCCAUCCUGUAUAACGACCGCUCUGUGCUGGAGAGUCAUCACGUGAGCGCGGCGUAUCGGCUGCUGCAGGACGACGACGAGAUGAACAUCCUGUACAACCUCUCCAAAGAUGACUGGAGAGAGCUCAGGGCGCUCGUGGUGGAGAUGGUUUUGGCCACUGACAUGUCCUGCCACUUUCAGCAGGUCAAAGCCAUGAAGAAUUUCCUCCAGCUGCCCGAGGGAAUUGACAAACCCAAGGCUCUGUCGUUGCUGUUACACACCGCUGACAUCAGUCAUCCAGCCAAGAACUGGGAUCUACACCAUCGCUGGACUACUUCACUGCUGGAAGAGUUUUUCCGACAGGGUGAUAAGGAGGCAGAACUUGGUCUACCUUUCUCACCUCUGUGUGACCGUAAGUCCACUAUGGUGGCUCAGUCCCAGAUUGGUUUCAUUGACUUCAUCGUUGUUCCCACAUUUACGGUUCUGACGGAUAUGACCGAGAAGAUCGUCACGCCGCUCAUCGAAGAGGCCACAAGUUCAGGCCUGGCUAGUUUCCGCAGUAUUAGUGCGGGAGAUGAGAAGCGGGGCAGUGUGAAUAGCUCUGGUUCUGACAGCAGUGGAUCUCAUAACUGCUCGCUGCUCACUGUGGACCUGAAGAACUUCAAGAGCAUCUGGAACGAGGAGGUUUCUCUGAACAGAGAACGGUGGAAGACGCAGGCAGCUAAAGAGACGGAGGAGAAGGCCAAACGGGAGCAGGAGGAACAUCAGGAGGCAAAGGCAGAAAACCAGGAGCACAGGAAAGACCCAGAGCUGUCGGGACCAAAGAAAGAGCAAAGGGUGGGAGAGGACGACCCGAAGCCAGGGGGGUUAAACAAACCCUCUGAAGAAAGUCCCCAUGAGAAAUCAAAGAAAGAAGAGGCGCAUCAAAAAUUACAGAACGGAGAAGUGUCUGAAGAGGCCGAAUCCCCAGCUGAUGAACAUAAGAGAGCACUCAGUGAAACUGCAAAUGCCUAGAGUGACUUCCAUUGGCGUCUUGAUGUCCGAUGUCAGACACAGAGCAGUGAAUUUACCAUCAGGACAGUGCUCAGUUCUGAAGAUCCACGGCGCCCUCUAGAGGAUGCAGCUAAUGCUUACAUCACUUUGUUCUCCUCUAUCCCCUCCAAAGCUGCCAUUAUCUCCAGACUUUCAUAAGACUCUCUCUCUGAAUCUCUCUGAAUGAUGAAGGACAUAAUGGACGAGAUACAACAAGCUGCUUUUGUCUGGUCUGUUUUAUUUAAAGAAGCAGAUUUCAUUUCCUUCCCAAACCUUAGAGUGCAAUGGAUGCAUCCACUAAGAAAAGCAUGCAGCAGCUGAAACGAAGCCAUCGAAUGUUAGGAUUCUUAUUAAAACCUCCAUUUCAAAUGCAGUCUAUGUUUUUCCGCAUUUGAGCAGCCUUGCAGUCAGAUGACUUGGUUGUGUGUAAAGCUCAAACUGUGAUUUCUAUCUAUAUAUAUAUAUAUAAUGUGGCCUGCAUUAAACUGUAAAUAACUAAUCUUAGCAGUAGUAGCACCCGUGAACAAUUUUUUUUUUCUUUUGCGGCCUGCAGCGAUGUUGUGUUCAGCUAUAUUAAAUGCGCUUUACCUGACUCGCGUUUGUUUGCCUCAUCUGCUAAUAGAGGUCGCAUAUAUGAAACCCUGAAUAAGUAUAUGUAUUCCUAUAAUAAAUGACUGUCUGCGUUUAGAUCAGAGCUUUUCUAACUGGAGAAAAGUCGUAUGAAGUGGCAGUAUUUGAGCACGUCUGUGUGCUGCUGUGGAGUAGAAAACCUAAGAUUUGACCUUCUCUCGCUUACCUUCCGAUGCCUUUCUUCAUGUAGUCUUUCUGAAAGCGAACCGAACUGAAACGUCUUCUAUAGGAAACGCUCACACACACAAACUAGCAGUCACCGUAGACGAUGUAAGACUUAUAAUUGACCGUAGUCGUGUGUAAGUCAUAACCAUAUCACUGUGCUCGCUCUGCAAUACCUGCAUAUUACGUCGUAUGUCAUUUUAACCGGUUUCCUGGGGAGUCUGUGACACGUUUUUCUCUGUCCUUUGAGCACGGUGUCUCAAGAUAUCUGAAGAGAGCAUGUCCAGGUCAUGUUUCACCCCAAAAUCAAAUCAUCAAAAAUCAUUUUGCAUGACCGAAAGAACAGGAUUUUUAAAGAAAUGUAGAAUAGAGAAAUAUGAUUACAUUAUAUAAAUGAGCAUAAAUUAAAGGUAAUAAAACAGGGGCAGUAAAUUUUUAUAUAUAUAUAUUUUUUUUGUAAGAAUAUCCCUUAUGCUCACCGGGGUUGCAUUUAUUUGAUGAAUAUUAUUGUAUAUUAUUUGUAAAAUAUUAUUACAAUUUAAAAUAAUGUUUUUCUCUUUUAAUAUGUUUUAAACUGUUAUUUAUUAAUGUGAUGCAAAGCUGAAUUUUCAGCAUCAAUACUCCAGUCUUUAGUGUCACGUGAUCCACCAAAAUAAAACAUAGCUUCUUAUUCUCUUUUUGAUUUCAGGGUUAAAUGUGACCUGUAUAUGUUCUUGACAGCUUUUCAGAGGUUCAUCCAUUAUUAUGUUCAACACUGAGGAACUAGUCUGUUAAUUGAAACAUUUAAAUGUUCUUUUCUUUUCUUUUUUUCGGUCUUUUUUGUUGUAAAUAUGGUUUCUCUGAAUGAGUGAGUCUGAGAUGGGAUGUGUAACUUGAUGAUUUAGUUUUCUGAGGAUGUGACGUGAGUAAAGCUGAGCUUCUGAAUUGUAUUUUAUUUAUACAAAAUCUGUAAAAAUGUUUACGCAUAACUGUAUCUCGUGUAUGUAUAUUAUUUACCAUACUUAUUAAUGUAAAGAAAUUCUCCCCCCUUCCAUAUUUUUACACUGCUUAAUGAAUAGCAUUCUUUAUGCAUAUGCAUGGAGAUGAAGCAAAUUGUAAUUUAUUACAUGGGUCACAUGAUUUGAUUUGCCUUGUGGUUUACAGUAAAGUUUCCUGUAGAUUCAGACUAUUUACUAGAGCUCAUGUGACAGAUGAAUGUGAUGCAUGUGCUGAGAUGAUGCUAAUCCUGUAUGAGUGUGUGUGUGUGUGUGUGUGUGUGUGUGUGUGUGUGUUUGAGCUGAUCAUGUUUAGUUUGUUAAAGUUGACACUUGUGAGCUUUAGGGUCUAUAGCUGUCCCCAUGAUGUCUGUUUUUGAGCAGGACGCAGAGAAAGAGAAAAUCUGCACACGCGUGAUUCACAAUAAACAUCAACUUAAAGGG
Molecule: messenger RNA, 4681 nt
Organism: Carassius gibelio (silver crucian carp)
Lineage: Eukaryota; Metazoa; Chordata; Actinopteri; Cypriniformes; Cyprinidae
Product: dual specificity calcium/calmodulin-dependent 3',5'-cyclic nucleotide phosphodiesterase 1C-like
Exons: 18
Coding region: 306-2453 (715 amino acids)
Biological process (GO): signal transduction
Molecular function (GO): 3',5'-cyclic-nucleotide phosphodiesterase activity
Source: RefSeq, a predicted model, not a curated record